Messenger RNA from Cebus imitator (Panamanian white-faced capuchin), 1042 nucleotides. It is a transcript of the gene NMB, whose product is annotated as neuromedin B. Gene Ontology annotation, molecular function: neuromedin B receptor binding; neuropeptide hormone activity. The record is from RefSeq and is a predicted model, not a curated record. The coding region runs from base 432 to 797 and encodes 121 amino acids. Gene Ontology annotation, cellular component: neuron projection. Lineage: Eukaryota; Metazoa; Chordata; Mammalia; Primates; Cebidae. The transcript is spliced from 3 exons. Gene Ontology annotation, biological process: positive regulation of hormone secretion; neuropeptide signaling pathway.
ACCGGGGAGGAAGGCCCCUCGCCCGACCUCUACCCUCAUGAAGAGAGGCUCAGAGGGCUGAAGCGCCUACUUGGCCAAAAGGCGUGGGAGAGGGGCAAAGCAGGGCCGGGAAGCAGCUUCCCCUCCCGGGCUGGGCCCCUGUUUGCCCAGUGCCCAGUCCUUAGCCUGAAGGUGGUGGGCUUCAGCUAGAAGCCCCAGGCGAAAGCGGUGCCCGCGUGUGGGCCAGAGUGCGGGUGUGCAGGUCUCUGGGCGGCCCAAAGAGGGUGCCCCUGCCCGGGAACCCAGCAGCUGGGGCGGGAGGGUGGGGACGGCGGCAGGCGCGCGGGGCAGGCUCCGCCCCCAGGGACGCGGGUUUAAAAGAAGCGAAGGCGGGCCCGGGAGCCGAGCUGCAGUGGAGCGCGCCGGAGCCGAGCCGCUGCCCGGGCACAGCCAUGGCCCAGCGGGCGGGGGGCGCUCGGCUGCUCGGCGGCCUCCUGCUCUUCGGCCUGCUCACUGCGGGCGUCGCUCCGCUCAGCUGGGAUCUCCCGGAGCCCCGCAACAGAGCCAGCAAGAUCCGAGUGCACCCGCGGGGCAACCUAUGGGCCACCGGUCACUUCAUGGGCAAGAAGAGUCUGGAGCCUCCCAGCCCAUUCCCAUUGGGGACAGCUUCCCACACCUCCCUGAGGGACCAGAGACUGCAGCUGAGUCAUGAUCUGCUCAGGAUCCUCCUGCUAAAGAAGGCUCUAGGCGUGAGCCUCAGCCGCCCUGCACCCCACAUCCAGUACAGGAGGUUGCUGGUACAAAUACCGCAGAAAUGACACCAAUAAUGGGGCAGACACAACAGCAUGGCUUAGAUUGUGCCCACCCAGGGAAGGUGCUGAAUGGGACCCUGGUGAUGGCCCCAUCUGGAUGUAAAUCCCGAGCUCAAAUCUCUGUUACUCCGUUACUGUGAUUUCUGGUUGGGUCACCAGAAAUAUCGCUGAUGCAGACACAAAUUAUGUUCCUGCUGUAUUUCCUGCAUCCCUGUUGAAUUUGUGAAUAAAACUUUGCUCUUUACAUAAAA